Naegleria lovaniensis is the source of this 2739-nucleotide messenger RNA. RefSeq lists its product as uncharacterized. Bases 1 to 2739 code for a protein of 912 amino acids. Gene Ontology annotation, molecular function: protein kinase activity; ATP binding. Gene Ontology annotation, biological process: protein phosphorylation. Lineage: Eukaryota; Heterolobosea; Eutetramitea; Acrasida; Naegleriidae. The record is from RefSeq and is a predicted model, not a curated record. The transcript has 4 exons.
AUGCCUUCAGCAUGGAAGACCAUGAUUAUUGGUAGUAGUAGUAAUAAAUCCUCAAACAUGAACCACACCAAUAACAACAAUAAUAAUAAUAAUAACGGUAAUGGUCGAGACCCGACAAGAUCAUCAUCACCCACACCUAUUCGUUCAUCAAGUCGUGGCCGUGGUCGUAGUGGUAGUAGUAAGGAUGAUGAGCCUCCAUUACAGCAUGAAAGAUCUCCUCAGGUUAAUCGGGCCAAUACUCUUAUACUCAAUACGGAAGCAUCAGCAACAAGACGGGAAGAGAAUGAGGAACAAUGGUAUGAGCAACAUCAUCAUCAUCAUACCUCAAAGAAAUUUGGAUUUCUUGAUCGGUUUACCAUGCUCGGAAAUAGCCCUUCAUCAAAAGAUCAUAAACGCAGUCAAAGCCCGAGAGCAACCAUGAUUAAGGGAAGAACUCUUAAUUUGGAUCAUGAAGAUUUUGAGUCGUUCAAUAUAACAGCGCCUUUUGAUGCCGAGACAUUAAUCAUGAAAAGGGGAUCGUCGUUGGCACACUCAGAAAAUCGUGGACGUUCUGAAUUUACAGCUGUCGUGACUACGGUCUCAAAAACACAAAAAUCCAUUCCUAGUGAAUUACUGCUUGCCCUUGAGCGAUUUCGAGUGAGAAAGCAUGGAGAGUUACCAACAGCAGAGGAACCAACUUUCUCGGAUUUCAUUCGAAAUAUUCAAGAACGAGAAGAUCUCACAAAUACGGACAAGUUAGAAAUUCUAAUGAAGCAACUUUCACAACAUUAUGUGGCGUUGGAAUAUCAUCAUAAUUAUCAACAGCACAAAUUCAAAUCUACUACUACCAAUCAUCAUUCACACGAGUUUAAAUCUUUCAAAAAUAAGGAAAUUUCAAAUUACUGCUCGGCCCUUGGGAUAUCCCUCGCCGAAAAUAGUCAGCUCAUGAUCAAUAACUCGCUCUUCCAUACUCUGAAACAGGCGUAUGAAGCAGUGAAUGAAAAUGAUAAUCCAAAGAGUGGUUCUGCAGCAGAUUGGUCCAUGUAUGUGGCAUCACUUGUGGAUGCUCUCAAGUUGUACCUUCCAAAUGCAAAGAAGUUGACCACAUUUGGUCUUCUAUCGAGUAUCAAGCAAUUAGUAACCACUUGCAUCGAUGAAUCUUCUACGGAUGGUGACAUUUCUCUUUCAUAUCAUUCCUUGAUCAAUAAUUUGUUGUCCAUGGCUCCAGACACAAAAUACUCCACUAAUGUAUCAAUGGAAAUCAAAAUUGAAGAUGUGAGUAACCAGUUUCCAAUUCAAAUAGAUGGCUGUGCUCAACGAUAUGACAAAAAGUAUCUAAUUGCAGAGUUACGGGAGAAUGACUUUGAAGAUGACUGGGAAAAGUAUGAUAUUGAUAUGUUCAAAUUACUGUUGUGCAUGAAAUCGAGUUUGAUUGAGAAUCUAGAAAAUUCAAAGCUUGACAUCAAAGAUAUCGCAAACAAAUCCAAAGUGAGUGGCUUAAUUGCCUCAAGAACAGCCAUUCACCUCUUCAUUUUAGAGGCGUGUUUUGACAAGGAUCCUAUAUUGAAGAACUUUUCGCCGCUCGAUAUUGAGCUCGAGGAUGUGACUCUGAUGAAGGAUCCAAAAUGCACUCUUACUCACUUCAAGCUUCAUCACCGACAAUUUUGUCCUCUCGAUGAGGAAUCUCUCCUCUCUUUCAUUAGUCUUUUUUCGAGACAUGUAUUUCUAUAUGCCCCUAAAAAAUCUUCGAAACGAAGUAAUGCGUUAGCCAUUUCGAAUGCCUCCAUCCACUACCAGACCAAUUCCAUGAAACAUCACAUUGUAUCAGAUACCUUCUCUAAUGUGAAUGUGAACAUUUUGUGUGGCCGAAAGGUGUUGCAAAUUCAUGAAGAGACUUCACACAACACUCCUCUCUACACAGUGACAUCUACAAGUCUCAUGAAGCAUGUUUCACCCAAUGAAUUGUACAUUAUUCAAUUGUUAUUGUCUCGAUCCGACUACUCCAAGCACUUGCCUCACGUUUUAUCCCUUCAUAAGAAUUAUGUUGAAUUUGAAAAGUUGGAACCAAUUGCAGACGAUUUGCUUUGGGAUGAAACGAGUAUAUUCAUGUUGAUCUUGGAUGUUGCAAGUGCAUUAAGAUUGCUUGACGUGAGGGAGAAUAAUUAUUUGAACAAUAUUGUGGAAUCAAGUGCGACAACAAUUAAUGGUCACGACUCCAACAAUGAAAGAAGUAGUUUGUGGUUUAGAGCUCCCGAAAUGUUAGAUGAAGAAAAUUCUUCACACUACUCAGAAAAGGUGGAUAUCUAUGCUCUGGGAGCCAGUGUCUUGAGUAUUAUUGAGAAGAGUUCAUGGUCAAAAAAGCAUCACAAAACCACAACAGGUGUUGGGCUUUCGUCAGACUUUGGUUCGCCAUCCAACUCAUCACAUUUGAAAAAGAAGUUGGAAUUUUCCACUACCACGAAUCAAGCUACAAUAGGAUCCACUGGCAUUGCUUCGAGUCACAAUUCAACCAAUAGUCAUGAUGAAGAUGGGAAUGUUGUGAAUUUAGGAUCGUCACUCUAUUGGAAUGAAAUCAUGUCCUCGCUGAGUAGUAGCUGUCUCAGCACGCCUGUUCGAACAAUUUUGCAACUCAUGUUGGAUCAGAAUCCAAACAAGAGGCCCAGUGCCUUGGAAGUGGAAAAAACCGUUCGUGUGCAUCUUGUUCACAAAAUUGAGCCAAGAAGAAGGGAGAGAACAUUGUCCGUAUUGCGUAGACCAUAG